AUGACCCCCCCAAAGCCAAAUAAACCAUUGCUGCUUUAUUUAUCGGCUGUACACGAAUCCCUGGGGUGUAUGCUCGCCCAAGAGGAUGACGGGGUCGAAAGAGCAGUCUACUACCUGAGCCAAGGGCUGACAGACACAGAAAUUCGCUAUAGCGACAUAGAAAAGAUGUGUCUGUGCUUGUACUUCACAUGUUGCAAGCUGCGAUACUACAUGCUGCCAGUAGUGGUGUACGUACUAUCCCAGACCGAUAUCAUUAAGUAUAUUCUAUCAAAACCAUACUUAAGAAAUCGGAUUGGGAAAUGGGCGAUAGCGAUGUCCGAAUUCACAUUAGUGUAUGUUCCCCAAAGAGCAGUGAAAGGACAAGUAUUGGCAGAUUUCUUGGCCGAUCACCCUGGUAUUACCCUCAGGGAGGAAACGAUUAAUUUCUGUGACAUUGCCAUAUGGGAGAUGUGGUUCGACGGGUCCAGGACGAGCCGGGGGGCAGGCGCCGGAGUACACAUCGUCUCGCCCCUGGGGGCAUCUUACCGAUUGUCAUUCAGACUCCAGUUUGAAUGUACCAACAAUCAGGCAGAAUACGAGGCCCUAAUAUUCGGUCUCGAGAUUUUAGCCGAGCUAAAAGCAAAGGCGAUCAACGUAAGAGGCGAUUCUUUGUUGGUCAUCAAACAAGUGAUUGGAGAGUUCAAAUGCAAGUCCGAGUUAUUAAUAAGAUAUUGCAAUAAGGCAAGACACCUGAUUGAAGGCUUUCAGGAUACGAGGAUAGAAUAUAUCGAGAGGGCCGAUAAUGAAAGAGAAACGCUGAAUCUCCACACUGGGGGCAUCACCAUCGACGAGAAGAAAUUCUCUAUCUACCAGUUGGAUGUUACCCAAGAUUGGAGGGUCGAGCUCUUGAAUUGGUUCGAAAAUCCAGAUCCCGCGAAUAGAAGGUUGAGAACUUUAGCCCUAAAUUACGUUGUAUUAGCUGGCGAAUUAUACAAAAAGGGUUUCGAAGGGCUACUCUUCAGGUGCAUCGGCCUAAAAGAAGCAAUGCUUGCGAUGGCCGGGGUACAUGAAGGAAUAGCGGGCGCUCACCAGGCGGGCCCUAGAAUGAGAUGGCUGAUCCAUAAAUACGGCUUUUAUUGGCCGAAGAUGGAACAAGAUUGCAUAAGAUAUGCCAAGGGGUGCGAAUCUUGUCAGAAAUGUGGUCAUAUACAGCAUGUCCCGGCCGAAGAACUACACUCCAUUAUUAAGCCAUGGCCAUUUAGAGGAUGGGCAGUCGACCUAAUAGGGAAGAUAUAUCCUGACUCGUCAGAUGGCCAUACCUUUGUAAUUAUCACCACUUGCUAUUUCACCAAAUGGGUCGAAGCCAAGCCCUUGAAAUCGCCGACGCAAGAAGCUGUGAUCAAGUUCUUCAAAGAAUACCUCGUCCACCGACACGGGUUACCUGAAUCAAUAACCACAGAUCAAGGGACGAUGUUCACAGGAAGCGAUAUAGUUUGGUGGGCUUCUCAAAUGAAGAUAAAAAUGUUACACUCAACAUCAUACUAUGCGCAAGCCAACGGACAGGCCGAAGCCACGAACAAAGCUAUCAAGCUUAUAGUUCAAAAGAUGAUUGAAGAAAACCCAAGACAAUGA
Messenger RNA from Mercurialis annua (annual mercury), 1611 nucleotides. RefSeq lists its product as uncharacterized. The transcript has 2 exons. The record is from RefSeq and is a predicted model, not a curated record. NCBI's taxonomy places the organism in Eukaryota, Viridiplantae, Streptophyta, Magnoliopsida, Malpighiales, Euphorbiaceae. Gene Ontology annotation, molecular function: nucleic acid binding; RNA-DNA hybrid ribonuclease activity. Bases 1 to 1611 code for a protein of 536 amino acids. Gene Ontology annotation, biological process: DNA integration.